GCCAUUGCUGUACAAUGACGUCGUUUUUGCACGAAAAAUGGCCCACGCUGUUAGGACAUCACCGGCUUCUAACGGCCCUUGCAUUCAGUGGUUUUGGACUAUUAAUGACGUAUUGGGGUUACGUGCGCUACCAACGUCGAAUCAGGACAGGGCGGCUGCUUCUCAUCCCAAACAGUUCAUACAAGGUGACCUUGUUGGAGAGAGAGGUGCUCACCCACAACACCCGCCUUCUUCGUUUCGCACUGCCUUACCAGGGACAGACGUUGGGCCUCCCAGUGGGCAAGCACAUCUACGUGCACGCCAAGAUCAAGGGUCGACUCGUGGUGCGUCCUUACACUCCAAUCAGCCAUACGGACCAGCGGGGCAGCUUUGACAUCAUCGUCAAAGUGUACUUCAAGGAGACUGCCCUACAGUUUCCUGGCGGAGGCACCAUGUCCCAGUUUCUCGACAGCCUCCAGCCCGGCGACUCCGUUCAUAUUCAAGGACCCAAGGGCAGUAUGGAGUACAAGGGCCGAGGGGUCUUCUCUUUUAAAGAUGGUCUCAUUGUGCACAAAGUCGCACGUAUCGGCAUGAUUGCUGGUGGCAGUGGCAUAACUCCCAUGCUGCAGCUGCUUCGCUGCAUUUUCAAUGACACCGAAGAUAACACACAGGUGAACUUGAUCUUCGUAAACCAUACUGAGGACGACAUUAUCCUGCGGUACGAGCUGGAUGACCUGGCGCAUUCGUAUCCCAGCCAGUUCCACAUUUUCUACGUGGUCAACACGCCUCCAGCUGGCUGGCGCUAUGGCAGUGGUCUCCUGAAUGUUGGCCACAUCAGAGAAAACCUUCCUCCCGCUGGCCAGGACACACUCAUCUUGCUCUGCGGUCCGCCUCUCCUUGUCAGCAGGGUCUGUCGGCCUGCGCUCUCCAAGCUCGGCUAUACUGCAAGCUUAGUGUAUGCCUACUGAUGCGUCCGUGCCAUGCUCGUAGUGCUAUAUAACAGUAGCGAAGCUACCGAUAUUCAUCAUUUCAUACGGAUUAGUGACAGAUUUUGACUUUUUUUUUUUACCACGAAGCCACCAUCUUAGAGAGUUGCAAAUUGCAUUAAUACGAGAAACAACCUGUUUAUAGUGCUGUAAGAAGUAAAGCUUAGUUCGCAUU
Molecule: messenger RNA, 1140 nt
Organism: Ornithodoros turicata
Lineage: Eukaryota; Metazoa; Arthropoda; Arachnida; Ixodida; Argasidae
Product: NADH-cytochrome b5 reductase 3-like
Exons: 3
Coding region: 15-947 (310 amino acids)
Molecular function (GO): oxidoreductase activity
Source: RefSeq, a predicted model, not a curated record